AUGAAGCCCCCCAGGUUCCCUGCCAACCAGGACGAGACCCCCGCAGAGGGCCCAGCCCCGACCGGGAAGCGCGUGCGCAUCCGCAGCAUCAACAACGUGGUCCACCUGUUCAGCUCCGGGUCCCGCGAGGAGACGCCCGAGCCAGAUGCUCAGCCCUCCACCACCAACCGGGUGCUGCAGUUUGGCGGUCCUUCCUGGGAUCCCAAUUCCCCGGAGGACGGCGGCGGCAGUCCCCUGGAAGACCUGGCAAAGGGCCAUCCCUCCAGGGUGGCGCAGCAGCGGCGGCGACGGGGAGGCUCCCCCGCAGCGGCCAUCGCGGCGACGCUGGCCUGGAUGACGGCCUCCUCGGCCCUCAUAUUUUUGAACAAGGACAUCAUGGUGGACAGGGGAUGGGGCUACCCCUUUGCGCUCACCGCCAUCGGCCAGUUCUCCAGCGCCGGAGCGGGCUGGGCCAUGGGCCGCCUGGGGCUGGUCCGGCUCAGGCCUCGCACCUCUCUGGGCACCAGGCCCCGCCAGCACGCGCUCGUGGCCGCCUGCUUCGCGGCCUCCCUCUUCCUGGGCAACGCCGCGUACCUGGGCCUCUCCGUGGCCUUCAUCGGCAUCCUCAAGGCACUCGCGCCCGUGGCCACGCUGGGCGCCAGCCUGGCGCUGGGGCUGGAAAGGAUGUCGCUGCCCGUCGGCCUGGCCACCGCCCUCAUCGCGGCGGGGACCAUGCUGGCCACCGCGCAGGAGGCCGCAUCCUCCCACUUCUCGGUGCUGGCAUUUGCAGCGUUCGCCACCAGCGUCGGCUUCGAGGCCCUGCGCGUCGUACUGACGGAGCGGCUGCUGGCGGGGGAGGGCGCCGCGCCGCGGAUGAGUGCCGCGGAGGUCCUGGUCUACAUCGGCCCCUUGACGGGCCUCAUGCUGCUGGCGGGGUCCGUCCUCGUGGAAGGGCCCCACAUCCUCCGGCGGGUGCAAGGCGGAGAGCUGGCGGCGCUGGCCCCCGCUUUGGCCCUGGCCUCCGGCGUCAGCGUCCUGGUCAACCUGUUCUGCUACUGGGCCAUCUCUGCGACGUCGUCCACCACCUUCAAGGUGGUGGGGUGCCUGAAGAACAGCGUGGUGGUGGCGCUGGGCGUCGCGGCCGGCGACCCCAUGACCGCCAGGGAGCUGCAGGGGUACGGCAUCUCCAUGCUGGGCUUCGGGCUCUACACCUGGAUCAAGCAGAGGGCGUAG
Auxenochlorella protothecoides is the source of this 1212-nucleotide messenger RNA. Its product is annotated as putative sugar phosphate/phosphate translocator. Gene Ontology annotation, cellular component: endosome; trans-Golgi network; Golgi apparatus. Gene Ontology annotation, molecular function: antiporter activity. The coding region runs from base 1 to 1212 and encodes 403 amino acids. The record is from RefSeq and is a predicted model, not a curated record. NCBI's taxonomy places the organism in Eukaryota, Viridiplantae, Chlorophyta, Trebouxiophyceae, Chlorellales, Chlorellaceae. The transcript is spliced from 4 exons.